AUGGAUGCAAUCAAAGAGAAAUAUGAUGCGAAAAAGACCGUCGGAGCGGACGGCGAACCAAAAGUGCGUAAACCCAGAGAGCCAAAACCUCCGAAAGAACCGAAAAAACCGAAGAAAGAACCGAAAGAUGAUGAAGUGGAUGAGGUUCGAUUUGCUUAA
Anisakis simplex (herring worm) is the source of this 159-nucleotide messenger RNA. The record is from the annotation of a GenBank genome assembly. NCBI's taxonomy places the organism in Eukaryota, Metazoa, Nematoda, Chromadorea, Rhabditida, Anisakidae.